AGGCCGUCAGUUAGACUGAGCUGCGGAUUUGGACCUCCUGCAUCAGCGUGACCAUGUUUCUCCAGUAUUACCUCAAUGAACAGGGAGACCGGGUCUAUACCCUGAAGAAGUUUAAUCCUAUGGGACAACAGACCUGUUCAGCCCAUCCUGCUCGGUUCUCGCCAGACGACAAAUACUCUAGACACCGAAUCACCAUCAAGAAACGUUUCAAGGUGCUGAUGACCCAGCAACCGCGCCCUGUACUCUGAGGGUCCCUUAAAGUUCAUAUUUCUCCUGCCACCUGCUACCCCGCUGAGACUUUCCGAAACCAAGCUUUUCAGUUUGUGAGCCUGGAAGCCUUCUUACCACCCUUGCUCUUUGGAAUCCGGUGUCAUCAUUACCUUUGAUCAUGCUUGGUGCGAAGCAAUCAUGGUAGCAUCAUCCACCUUAAAGGAAACAAGUUUGAGUCUUCUUUUCAUAUUUGGACUCACUGCCAGGUUAUUAAAAUGAUUUGAAAGAGCUCUUAUUUUACAUUUUGUGAGAAGAAAAGAGUGGUUUGGGGGGGGGGGACGAGGAGAUGAGAGGGAAGUGUAACCCAGGGGUACAACAAAGGGUACACUUGGAAGAAAAUCGUACGUAACUGCUGUAGCAGGAGUAGUGCUGCACUGUUAGUGAUAGGAAGGUGUUGGGGAAGGGAAUGAAGGUUGAAAACGAUUCACAUAAUUUUUGGCAUUCACCGAAAAAUAGCCCUCUGGUCAUGUAAGUAAUUUCUUGCCCCUUGACAUGACAUUUUGAUUCAAAAUGGAAGAGUUGACAAAUAAUGACCAUAUUGUAGAUGGAAGACGGUGAAUUGGAAGUCAGGAGACCAGGAUUCUGCCCUCUUGGAAUAACUUUAAGAAAAUCACUUACCUAUUUAGUCCCACUUUCAUCUCUAAGCAAGUUCUCUCCCAACUCUAAAACUGAUUGGGUUCAGUGGUGGACCUUAAUAUAUCUAGUGUUGUCCAACCGUUGUGACUAGGCUGCAUAUUUUCUGCCCCUCUGGUAAUAGUCCCAGGCUUUUAGUUCUCUUCAUCAAGGAAUUGCUCUCUUAUAUACACCUAACUUAAUAUUCUCUCUGGAAGUAGCUGCUAUGUGGAACUACAUAGAUCUUAAUUUAAAAGAUGAAAUAUGAGAAAUUCAAGCAGGGAUUUUGUUGUUUUUCAAGCUACUGUUAGGGAUUAAUAACCAAAAAAAUGGGAGAUUUCCGAGUUUUGGAAUGACCGUCAUGGGGCAGCUAUAACUUGAAUCCAAUUACUUUAUGUUAGAGGAAAGAUGAGACAAAAUACUGCAUAUGGGCAUUCAAAAAAAUACUAGUUUGCUUUUUUUCUACCUCUCUGUCAAGUUAAUCCACUCAUUUCCCAAUCUCAUUUGUGGCUUUUGGCAUUGGAUUUAAAUGGUUACUUAGCCCUGG
Messenger RNA from Molossus molossus (Pallas's mastiff bat), 1429 nucleotides. It is a transcript of the gene NOP10, whose product is annotated as NOP10 ribonucleoprotein. Gene Ontology annotation, biological process: ribosome biogenesis; positive regulation of telomerase RNA localization to Cajal body; rRNA pseudouridine synthesis. Lineage: Eukaryota; Metazoa; Chordata; Mammalia; Chiroptera; Molossidae. The record is from RefSeq and is a predicted model, not a curated record. Gene Ontology annotation, molecular function: telomerase RNA binding; box H/ACA snoRNA binding. The coding region runs from base 54 to 248 and encodes 64 amino acids. Gene Ontology annotation, cellular component: box H/ACA snoRNP complex; box H/ACA telomerase RNP complex. The transcript is spliced from 2 exons.